AUGACUAUUGAAGAUCCUAUUGUUCCAACCUUUGAGAGUCUUUCAUUCUCAUCAAACCCCCAACUUCUUGAAUCCAGAAUCAAGAAGUUGAUUGAAAAAUUUACCAUCAACUUUAAAGAUGAACCAGAAUUCAUCAGUAGAUCUCCAGGAAGAGUCAACUUGAUUGGAGAUCACAUUGAUUAUAACUUCUUCCCAGUGUUGCCCAUGGCUAUUGAUGUUGAUGUAAUUGGAGUUGGUAAAUCUUACCCCGACUCACUUGAAGUCCAGUUAAUAAACACUGAUGAGGCCUUCACACCUCAAACAUUCGUAUUACCUGCAGAUGGGAGUGUUAUUGAAAUAGACUCCGAGAAUGAGAGUUUCUCAUGGGCCAGUUACUUUAAAUGUGGAUUGAUUGUUGCUCAUAAGUACAUUUUAGAAAACCAUGCACACUUACUAGAUAGUGGUAAGAAACCAUUGAAUGGAUUGAAAGUUGCUUUUGAUGGAACUGUUCCUACUGGAGGAGGUUUAAGUUCAUCGGCUGCCUUCUGUGUUGCUUCCACCUUAGCUAUCUUGAAAGCCAAUAAUGUCCCUCAAAUCUCUAAAAAAGACUUAACUAGAAUAACAGUCGUUUGUGAGCAUUAUGUUGGUGUUAACACUGGUGGUAUGGAUCAAUGUGCAUCCAUUUAUGGUGAAGCUUCCAAAGCUUUAUUAGUCAAAUUUAAACCUAAUUUGAUUGGUGUGCCUUUCAAGUUCCCUUCCAUUUCUGAUAGUGAAGAAUUAGCAUUUUUGAUCACAAAUAGUUUGCAGAAGAGUAAUAAACACGAGACUGCACCAAUUCAUUAUAACUUACGUGUGGUUGAAAUGGGAAUUGGUGCUGAUUUAUUGGCUCAUAAAUUUGGACUCACAUUACCAAAGGAUUCCAAUAUUAAAUCAGGUAGUUUAAGAGGAUUUUUGGAUUCAUACUAUACAGAUGUCUUACACGAGAAACCAUGGGACGGUAAUGAUGUCGAUGUUGGUGUUGCUAGAUUAGAACAAGUAUUGAAAUUAAUUGAAAAGCCAGAGAUUUUUACUGCUGAAGAAAAGGUGGGAUUCAGUGUUGAUCAUGCUAGUCAAGUUUUAGGAAUUACAUCUCAACAAUUUACAGAAACAUACUUGACAAAGGUUCCAGUUAGAUUUGAAGUUUUGAAAUUAUACCAACGUGUUAAGCACGUGUAUGCUGAAAGUUUAAAAGUUUUACAAUCUUUAAGAGAAUUAGAAAAGGCCAACGCUAAUAAUGAAGGUGAGAAAUUCUUAACUGCGUUUGGAAAAAUCAUGAAUGAAUCACAAACAUCUUUGGAUGAACUUAACAAUUCGUCUAACGAAAAAUUAAAUGAGAUUUGUGCCAUUGCAUUAGCGAAUGGAUCCUAUGGUUCAAGAAUUACAGGUGCAGGCUGGGGUGGGUCAAUUGUUCACUUGACUACCACUAAGAAGUUACCAGGAUUAAUUGAGGCAUUGACUGAGAAAUACUAUAAAGCAGAAUUUCCAGGUAUUACCGAAGAGGAAUUAAAGGAAGCUAUAGUGGAUAGUAAACCAGCUACUGGAAGUUGCUAUAUUAAAAUCGAUGGCAAAUGGUUAUGA
Molecule: messenger RNA, 1596 nt
Organism: Scheffersomyces amazonensis
Lineage: Eukaryota; Fungi; Ascomycota; Pichiomycetes; Serinales; Debaryomycetaceae
Gene: GAL1
Product: galactokinase
Exons: 1
Coding region: 1-1596 (531 amino acids)
Biological process (GO): galactose metabolic process; carbohydrate phosphorylation
Cellular component (GO): cytoplasm; cytosol
Molecular function (GO): galactokinase activity; ATP binding
Source: RefSeq, a predicted model, not a curated record